AUGGCCCGAGUCUCCAGAGUCCAGCCUGAGUGUGGCCUGAGUGGACACCGUGACUCGGAUGACCACUUUUAUGCGCGCAAUCGGCGCGCUGCCAUCGGCCGUCCGAAUUAUUUAAUUAUUAAUACAAUAACAUUAAUCAUUGCGAGCGCUGCACUCGCCAUAUACUACCUUCAAGAACCGAAAUUGAUGCAAGGUCUUAGGUUGGUGAAUUCGAGGGAGGGCGAGAUUGUUUCCGCUAGUACUGCUAGUGGUGAAGAUGGCGCUGGAAUGAUAGUAGAUGUGAUCGCUCUUCGGAGGAGGAGGAGGAGGAGCGGGAGGAGCAGGAAAAUGACCAAGCCACGCAAACAGCUACAUGGAGGGCUGUACUCGUCGUCUGCGCUCGUCAAGCCUGCCGCCGUGGCAAUCAGAGUAGUUAUCCCCAUUUUGGGGGGGAGGGGGGGGGACCUCCUCCGUGAGAAACCAUGGCCUGGAUCGGGGAAUCUGACGCCUCUUGGUAAAUGCAAUCGUCAAGGUAAUGAAAAUCGAUGA
Molecule: messenger RNA, 528 nt
Organism: Coprinopsis cinerea okayama7#130
Lineage: Eukaryota; Fungi; Basidiomycota; Agaricomycetes; Agaricales; Psathyrellaceae
Exons: 4
Coding region: 1-528 (175 amino acids)
Source: RefSeq, a predicted model, not a curated record